Eublepharis macularius is the source of this 2120-nucleotide messenger RNA. RefSeq names its product cytosolic 5'-nucleotidase 1A-like. Gene Ontology annotation, molecular function: nucleotide binding; magnesium ion binding; 5'-nucleotidase activity. Lineage: Eukaryota; Metazoa; Chordata; Lepidosauria; Squamata; Eublepharidae. Gene Ontology annotation, cellular component: cytosol; cytoplasm. Bases 120 to 1067 code for a protein of 315 amino acids. The transcript is spliced from 7 exons. The record is from RefSeq and is a predicted model, not a curated record. Gene Ontology annotation, biological process: nucleotide metabolic process; adenosine metabolic process.
AAUAUAACAGGCAUCAUUUUCAAACUUCGGGUGUUUGGAUGCUGCUACUGUCCAGGGAAGCUGCACUGAGAGGUGACAGUUGGUUUCAAAUAUUUAUUUUUAUUUACUUUAAAUAGAAGAUGGCAGAUCCUGAAAGCACAAUCAUAAACACCAGUGUGACACAGAAGGACCCAAAUGAAGCUCUGGUUAUUGCUGUAACUACAAGGGCCAUUUUCAACAUGGAAAAGGAGCAUGAGAUUUUCUUGGCAAAGGGCAAGGAUGAGUAUGUGAAGCAUCAGCAAGCCAAUGAGAAUAUCUCCUUGGAGCCAGGGACAGCCUUUGCUUUUGUUCAGGCAGUGCAGUUUGUAAACAAGAAACUCCUUGAAAGAAACCCAGAGGAGAAGGGGCUCUUUGAUGUUAUUGUUCUUUCCAACAAUAGUCCUGAGAGUGGUAUGCGCAUCAUCAACAGUGCGAAACAGCAUGGUCUGGAAAUCUCCAAGUUUUGCUUUGUCAGUGAAGAAGAUUCUACCCAGUACUUGAAGACCCAUAACGUCAAGCUUUUUCUCUCUGCUGACAGGACAGAUGUAUGCAAUGCACUUCAGAGAGGAGUUUCAGCAGCACUCAUCUUCCAGCAGGAGAUACAAGCUCCCAGCACUCAGCUGCGUGUGGUCUUUGAUGGUGACGCUGUACUCUUUUCUGAUGAGACUGAUCGCAUCUUUCGUGAGAAGGGGCUGGAGGAAGCUGUUCGGUAUGAGAAAAUUAUGGAAGCUGUGCCCAUGGGAGAGGGCCCAUUGAAAGCCUUUGCUUUGCAUCUUGGGAAGAUGCGCAAGAAGUUUGGUCAAGAGGACUCUCCCAUCCGCACCUACUUGGUAACUGCCCGCAGUGGCCGUGACAUGGGCAUUCGGACCAUCAAAACUCUUCGAGAGUGGGGCCUGGCAAUUGAUGAAGCCUUCUUCAUGGAUGGAGCUCCCAAAGGUCCUAUCUUGUCCAAGAUCCAGCCCCAUAUCUUCUUUGAUGAUGGUCUUCACAAUAUCCAGGGCGCCCAGGAUGCUGGCAUACCCUCUGCCUUGGUCCCCUGUGAUUGUUGAAACAGCCCUCAGUAUUGCAGCACUAGAAUUGACUGUGGCAUCUAGGCAACAACUGAAAGGAAAGGGUGGAGCUCUGAAUCCACACUGAACACACUUUAGAACAAAGAAAACAGAAUUGGAUAUGAUGGAGGUAUUGCUGUGAUAUACCUGGAAUAAGUCGAGUGAUACAAUUCAGCAGCAGCAGCAAGCUCAAAAUGCAAAAAAACAAACAAACCCAAGAACAAGAAGAGAAAAACCUACAAUAUAACUAACCAACUCACUGUUCCUCUGCCUAACCAUUUAAAUUUUUAUGUCCUGUUCUUACAGAAGUGGUUCCUAACAAAAUCUGCAAGCACUGAACAGCAGAUCCAUACUACAAGAACACAGAAAAUGCCCCCAUAAGAUACAUCUUCAAUAUUUUGCUCUGGAAGCAAAACAAAAUUCACUAUGUUCUCUGAAUACUGCAUUGGAUUUUCUCCACAAGGAACCCUUGUACUUGUAUAUCUCAACCUUGUUGAAAAACUUUAAUCUCUUUUUGACCUUACAGAGAGUUUGAUGUGGCCAGUAUCUUUCAGGAUUUUAUACAGCAAAUUAAUAUCGGUGUCUUGGGGGAAGGGGGUUGCAAGUAUGUUUUUUCCAAUGCCACAAAUUGAAUAUAAAAUGAGAAAAGAACAAUUUCUAUAUGACCAAUGAAAUAAUCAAUGAAUUAUAGUAGUGAGAGACAUUCCUGUGUCCAUGAUAUAACAUUACUCAGUUCUAUCCUGUUCACUUUCUUGCUUUGGAACAAAAUCUUUGCUGCUACAUAUUUGGACAUUUGAAAAUUAGUCUGUUUAUCAGAUCUGUAUACAAAGUAUGCAGAUGUGUAUAAUAUAAACAGGUUUGCUAGAUGAAACAUAAUACAGCACAGUUUCCAAACCUUUUCAGGUUUGUGUUCUUACCAUUUGCUUCUGCCUUGUUUAGUUUGUAAACACAUUUUUUCUACCUUUGAAAUAAUGCAUAGAUGAUAUUAAUGCCCUUAUCAAAAAAACUUUUCAGAAUCUUCCUAGAAAGCGCCAAUAAAAUGCUUGACUUCUC